UCACAGUCAAAGCAAAAGAUAAAAAUAAAGCAGAGAUGGAUCAAGCGCAGGAAGUGCUAACGCGGAGAUGGAUCCAGUUCAAAGCGAAGUAGCGGCGGUAGCUGCAAUUAACGAUAAGACUCGCACCCAACACCCCUCUUCCCCCACUUCCAUGGAUUCUAUUAUUGCAGAAGCUGCGGCAUAUGGCAACGAUGAGAAUCAGUCUCUUGAUGCGCAGGCGCAGAAAGCAUUAGAAUGCCCUUGUGUAGCUGAGCUGCGGAAUGGGGCAUGCGGGGUUCAUUUUACAGAGGCUUUCCUUUGUUUUCUGAAAAGCACAGCUGAGGAAAAGGGCUCAGAUUGUGUGCAUCCAUUUGUCGCCUUGCAAACCUGUAUCAAAGGCCGUAGUAGUUGUGUUGGGAGCAACUCUAGCUUACUCAAUACUGAAACAAUGUCAAUUUUCGGAUCAUCUAGCAGUGCGAUAUCCCCUGAUUACUUCGGGGAUGAAUUUGGGUUGCCUCUGCCACGGUGCUUAAUGGUGAAAAAUAAGGCAACAACUAUCCAACCCAAAUCCAUAGGGUUGGGGAAUCCAGGGGUUACCAAGGCAGUACUCAAUGAGCUAAAGAAUGGCUUCAUCAAGUGCAUGCAGAUGGCAGACAGUAGGGAGUCCAGACGUGGAGAACCGGCAUUAGCACCAAUCAUGGAUGGACUGCUUUGCUUGGAAACUUUUGUUAUUAGCAAUUUAAAGUAGUAAUUUUCAGAGGAUAAUGUCAACCCUAGUAGUUGUAGAUGAAAGAAAAGUUUCAGAUAUUUUCUAUUUUUUUUAUAGGUAGAAUUCUUUAUUUACUCAUUAGCUCUUUGCAAAUCUUUCAAAUUUCUGGAAUUCCUAAAAUGUUAUAAGAUUAUAUAUUUGUUAGUAUAUUUG
Messenger RNA from Durio zibethinus, 901 nucleotides. RefSeq names its product Cox19-like CHCH family protein (gene MIA40). The record is from RefSeq and is a predicted model, not a curated record. Gene Ontology annotation, cellular component: mitochondrial intermembrane space. Gene Ontology annotation, molecular function: protein-disulfide reductase activity. Lineage: Eukaryota; Viridiplantae; Streptophyta; Magnoliopsida; Malvales; Malvaceae. Gene Ontology annotation, biological process: protein import into mitochondrial intermembrane space.